UUUUCCCGAUAUACUUAAGAGAUGUACUGGUUCUCUUUCAAGCGUUGUGACAGGUCGGCCCAUAUUCUUGAAUCUCUCGACAUCACAGUCUUUUACGUGCAAGAUAGUACUUCAAGCCUAUAGAAAACCAUGAAGCUCGCAACAAUUACCCUCGCGGCUUCAGCUGCAUCUCUCACAUAUACCCAGCUCCCGGGACCCGCAUGCGCGCUGGGCUGCUUCAUCUCAGAGCUAAGCGACGACAGCUGCUCGAGUCUGCUAGACUUCGAAUGCCACUGCAAAAAAGGCCAAUCACUCAUUGGCGGCAUUGAACCCUGCGUAAUAGACUCUUGCCCAAAGGCAGAAGAUCUCCAAGGCGUCCUAUCCACCGUCAACGCAGUCUGCAAACAAUACGACGUCGUCCUCAGCAUUACCCUGCCCGCAUCUUUCUUCUCCCUCGCAGCCGGCGCGUCCACUGUCGCGCCAGUAACUGGCUUAGACGCAAUGUCUGUCCUUGCAAGCGCCACUGACACUGUCUCCGCUUCCGCGGCUUCGUCCUUGCACUCUACCAGCUCGUCGGCUUCUUCGGCGACCAAGACAAGCGCUUCAGCUUCAAGCAAUUCUGACCCAUUUGGCUUCCUGUCGUCAAUUGCGUCCGAAAUUACGUCCGGCGCCUCUCGUACGCUUUCAAUCAACACGACGCCUGUUAAUACGGGUACUGCGGCGAAUACUCUUGUAGCAGAACCAAGCACAACGGCUUCAGCUGGGUUUGCCCCACCGAGGGAUGUUUCGGGGGGCCUCCUAGGGGCUAUGGUUGCGCUCGCGGCGGCGAUUCUUUAGGGGAUGGGCAUCAUGGGAGUAUCUU
Molecule: messenger RNA, 841 nt
Organism: Mytilinidion resinicola
Lineage: Eukaryota; Fungi; Ascomycota; Dothideomycetes; Mytilinidiales; Mytilinidiaceae
Exons: 3
Coding region: 130-816 (228 amino acids)
Source: RefSeq, a predicted model, not a curated record